AUGGCCACCACACCGCUGCCUAUGUCACCGUGGACCAACGCAAGCACCGAGGAACUGUUCGUGGCCACUUCCUCUGCACCGGACGAGAGCGAGAAUGUUUCGGUGGUGUGGGCGGGGAAACCGAUGGGCGGGGAGGAGGUGAGCCUUGUGUGGGAGGACCUGACUGUGCUGAUUAUCAAGUCUUUCCUGAUGGGCGGGAUCAUUGUGGUGUCCGUCAUGGGGAACGUGCUCGUCAUAGUCAGCAUCGGCCUGCACCGCAAGCUGCAGAUUCUCACAAACUACUUCCUUGUGUCGCUGGCCAUCGCCGAUAUGCUGGUGGCCUCGUGUGCCAUGACCUUCAAUGCCUCCGUCGAAAUAUCAGGGCGAUGGCUGUUCGGAUACUUCAUAUGUGACCUCUGGAAUUCUUUUGAUGUGUAUUUCUCAACAGUGUCUAUUCUGCAUUUAUGCUGUAUUAGUGUGGAUCGAUAUUACGCAAUAGUGAAGCCUCUGGAAUAUCCUCUUUACAUGACCAAACGGACAGUCUCGUUCAUGCUAGCCAACGUGUGGCUGGCGCCGACGCUCAUCUCCUUUAUCCCUAUUUUCCUUGGCUGGUAUGCGACGGCCGACCACCUGGAGUUCCGCGCGGAGCAGCCGGAGUCCUGCACCUUUGAGGUGAACAAGGUGUAUGCUGUCCUGUCGUCGGCUUUCUCCUUCUGGAUCCCCUGCACGGUCAUGCUGGUGCUAUAUUACAGGAUCCUUCAGGAGGCGAGGAAGCAGGAAGCAGCGAUCCUCAGCCGAACCAACAGUACUUGCACCAUUAAUAAUGUUCAACGAAGCUUCUCUACUUCGACUGCGCAACAGCUGUUCGCGGCGUUCGGGCCCAAGCUUAGACGAAAGGCCAAGCGAAGCAAUCAGCAAGAGUUCCAGCUAGGACCUCUGCCCCGCAUAUCCCGCUCAGACCUCGGCCACGAGUCCGGCACACUCCCCAUGUACAGAUCGGGGAGCAUAUGCCAGCAGGCUGCAUGUACAAAUAACAGAAGAUGUAGCAGAAGCACCGUGAGUGACUCGGGACAGCCAAAUCUACCGAUCCCCCACGAAAAUAUAAGCUCCUUUGAGGUGAGUCCGAGAACCGUGAGUCCAGAUUUGUCGGUAAACGAGGAAGUUGAAGAGAGACUUGAGGUCACCCCGCGGCCUGAGGUGUCCCGCAGCAGUUCCAUCAGUGUGAACGGGCACACGGGAAGUGGCUUACCUGUGAGAGUCAUCAGCCCGGUGCCCUUCGGAGGCCGCCAAGAGCUGCCUCACCCUGGUUCCAGCUGCGGCUUUGGCCAUGGCAGUAGCGGCAGUCAUCCCGUGAUGCGGCGCGAGCACAAAGCCGCGCGGACGCUCGGCAUUAUCAUGGGCGCCUUCAUUCUGUGCUGGCUACCAUUCUUCACCUGGUAUGUGGCCAUCACCAUCUGCGGCGACGGCUGCCCCUGCCCGCAGGCGGUGGUCACCACGCUCUUCUGGAUCGGGUACUUCAACUCGACGCUAAACCCAUUCAUAUACGCUUACUUCAGGACUGACUUCCGGGAGGCAUUCAAGAAGACGCUGCGGCAGUUCAAGUGCUGCCUGAGGGACGAGGACCUUCCUGGGUCGUUCGUCUGA
Molecule: messenger RNA, 1623 nt
Organism: Penaeus monodon (black tiger shrimp)
Lineage: Eukaryota; Metazoa; Arthropoda; Malacostraca; Decapoda; Penaeidae
Product: octopamine receptor beta-2R-like
Exons: 1
Coding region: 1-1623 (540 amino acids)
Biological process (GO): adenylate cyclase-activating adrenergic receptor signaling pathway
Cellular component (GO): membrane
Molecular function (GO): octopamine receptor activity
Source: RefSeq, a predicted model, not a curated record